Erpetoichthys calabaricus (reedfish) is the source of this 4936-nucleotide messenger RNA. Its product is annotated as collagen alpha-1(I) chain-like. Gene Ontology annotation, molecular function: extracellular matrix structural constituent; protein binding. Lineage: Eukaryota; Metazoa; Chordata; Cladistia; Polypteriformes; Polypteridae. The record is from RefSeq and is a predicted model, not a curated record. The transcript has 51 exons. The coding region runs from base 131 to 4498 and encodes 1455 amino acids.
UUAGGCAGUAGGAAGUUUCUGCUGAGGUCUGGCCUGGAGAUACAAAGACCCUCACCUGACGUGUAUGACUGGACUCUAAGGAGCGAGCUUUCACCUGACCUCAAAGAGUCUACAUGUCUAAUAUUUAGACAUGUUCAGCUUUGUGGAUACUCGGCUAGUGUUGCUCCUAGCAGCAACGGUAUUUUUGGCAAACGCUCAAGGCGAGGAUGACUAUCCAUUCGGCAGCUGUAUGAAAGAUGGCCAGUUGUACAACAAUAAAGACGUAUGGAAACCUGAACCGUGCCAGAUCUGCGUGUGUGACAGCGGCAACAUCCUCUGCGACGAUGUGGUCUGUGAGGAAGAACUUGAAUGCGACAAUCCGGAGAUCCCUCACGGAGAAUGCUGUCCAUUCUGCCCCGAUGCCGAGGUAGCCCAAGAGCCCUACCCAGAAGUCCAGGGACCUCCAGGACCAAAGGGAGAGCGUGGAAUGAAGGGUGACCGGGGAUUCCCUGGGCCUGCUGGCAACGAUGGCAUCCCUGGACAGCCUGGUCUCCCUGGCCCCCCUGGUCCUCCUGGUCCCCCUGGCCUUGGCGGAAACUUCGCUCCUCAAAUGUCUGGUGGCUAUGAUGAGAAGUCAGGCGGUGGAAUGGCAGUUCCCGGUCCCAUGGGUCCAAUGGGUCCCCGUGGUCCUCCAGGACCUGCAGGCUCUCCCGGUCCCCAAGGUUUCCAAGGUCCACCCGGUGAGCCUGGUGAGCCUGGUUCUUCUGGUGCAAUGGGUCCCCGUGGUCCAGCUGGCCCCCCUGGCAAGAAUGGUGAAGAUGGUGAAGCUGGCAAACCAGGCCGUCCCGGUGAACGCGGUCCCUCUGGUCCUCAGGGUGCUCGUGGCUUCCCAGGAACUCCUGGACUUCCAGGAAUCAAGGGACACAGAGGUUUCAGUGGUCUAGAUGGUGCCAAGGGUGACUCUGGACCAGCUGGUCCCAAGGGUGAGGCCGGUGCAGCUGGAGAGAAUGGAGCUCCCGGAGCAAUGGGUCCCCGUGGUCUUCCCGGUGAGAGAGGUCGCCCAGGACCUUCUGGCCCUGCUGGUGCCCGUGGUAACGAUGGACCUUCUGGCGCUGCUGGACCACCUGGCCCAACUGGUCCCGCUGGUCCUCCUGGUUUCCCUGGCGGUCCUGGUGCUAAGGGCGAAGUUGGAGCUGCCGGUGCCCGUGGUGGUGAUGGCCCCCAGGGAGCUCGUGGAGAACCCGGUAACCCUGGACCUGCUGGCCCUGCCGGCCCUGCUGGAAACCCUGGAUCUGAUGGUCAAGCCGGAGCUAAAGGUGCAACUGGUGCUCCCGGAAUUGCAGGCGCUCCUGGCUUCCCCGGACCACGUGGUCCCUCUGGACCUCAGGGCCCAGGUGGUGCUCCUGGUGCUAAAGGCAACAACGGUGAUGUCGGUGCUCCUGGUGCCAAGGGAGAGCCCGGUGCCAAGGGUGAGCCUGGUGGUGUUGGUGUUCAAGGAGCUCCUGGCCCUUCUGGAGAAGAAGGAAAGAGAGGUGCCCGUGGAGAACCUGGUCCCGGUGGACCCCCUGGCCCUUCUGGUGAACGAGGUGCCCCUGGUAGCCGUGGUUUCCCUGGUGGUGAUGGUGCUGCUGGUCCAAAGGGUGCCCCUGGUGAGCGCGGUGCCACUGGCCCUGCUGGUCCCAAGGGUGCAACUGGUGAAGCUGGACGUUCCGGUGAGCCUGGCCUGCCUGGUGCUAAGGGAUUGACUGGUAGCCCUGGCAGCCCUGGUCCUGAUGGCAAAACUGGCCCUGCUGGUCCUGCUGGUCAAGAUGGCCGUGCUGGUCCACCUGGUCCUGCUGGUGCAAGAGGUCAACCUGGUGUCAUGGGAUUCCCUGGACCCAAGGGUGCUUCUGGUGAUGCUGGAAAGCCCGGUGAGAGAGGUGUUGCUGGUCCCGCUGGUGCUCUGGGUGCCCCAGGCAAAGACGGAGAUGUUGGUGCUCCUGGUGCUGCUGGCCCUUCUGGUCCCGCUGGUGAGAGAGGUGAACCCGGCCCUGCUGGAGGUCCUGGCUUCCAGGGUCUGCCCGGUCCCCAAGGUCCUUCUGGUGAGUCUGGCAAGCCCGGUGAGCAGGGUGCUCCUGGAGAUGCUGGUGCUCCUGGUCCUUCUGGCGCAAGAGGCGAGAGAGGUUUCCCUGGUGAACGUGGUACUCCUGGCCCAGCUGGACCUAGCGGUCCACGUGGCUCUCCUGGUUCUGCUGGUAACGAUGGUGCUAAGGGAGAAGCCGGUGCCCCUGGUGCUCCCGGUGGUCAAGGUGCUCCCGGUCUGCAAGGAAUGCCCGGAGAACGCGGUGCUGCUGGCCUGCCUGGAGUCAAGGGAGACAGAGGUGACUCUGGUGUCAAAGGUGUUGAUGGUGCCCCUGGCAAAGAUGGUGUUCGUGGUAUGACUGGUCCUAUUGGUGCCCCUGGCCCAGCUGGUGCUCCUGGUGACAAGGGUGAAGCUGGUCCUGCUGGCCCUGGUGGUCCCACUGGUGCUCGUGGUGCCCCUGGUGAGAGAGGUGAGAGUGGUGCCCCUGGACCUGCUGGAUUUGCUGGACCUCCCGGUGCUGAUGGCCAGCCUGGUGCCAAGGGUGAGGCUGGUGACUCUGGUGCUAAGGGUGAUGCUGGUCCUCCUGGUGCCGCUGGUCCUACUGGUGCUGCUGGCCCAGCUGGCCCUGUCGGUUCUGCUGGUCCCAAAGGUGCUCGUGGUGCUCCCGGACCUCCUGGUGCAACUGGUUUCCCUGGUGCUGCUGGCAGAGUUGGACCUCCCGGCCCCGCUGGUAACAGUGGACCCCCUGGACCUCCUGGACCCGGUGGAAAGGAAGGCCAGAAAGGUAAUCGUGGUGACACUGGCCCAGCUGGUCGCUCUGGUGAACCCGGCCCUGCUGGUCCUCCUGGCCCAUCUGGUGAGAAGGGUAGCCCUGGCAGUGAUGGCCCUGCUGGAUCUUCUGGUAUCCCCGGACCUCAAGGUAUUGCUGGACAGCGUGGUAUUGUUGGUCUUCCUGGACAAAGAGGCGAGCGUGGUUUCUCUGGUCUUCCCGGACCAUCUGGUGAGCCUGGCAAACAAGGUUCUUCUGGCCCUAGUGGUGAACGUGGUCCUCCUGGCCCCAUGGGUCCACCUGGUCCAUCUGGUGCUUCCGGUGAAGCUGGACGUGAGGGAUCUCCUGGUAAUGAAGGCUCCCCUGGUCGUGAUGGUGCUUCUGGCCCUAAGGGUGACCGUGGUGAGAGCGGUGCUGCUGGACCCCCUGGUGCCCCUGGUGCUCCUGGUGCCCCUGGACCUGUUGGCCCUGCUGGAAAGAGUGGCGACCGUGGUGAGAGUGGUCCUGCUGGCCCUGCCGGUCCUGCUGGCCCUGCUGGUGCUCGUGGUGCUGCUGGUGCUCAAGGUGGCCGUGGUGACAAGGGUGAGACUGGUGAAGCUGGUGAGAGAGGCAUGAAGGGACACCGAGGUUUCACUGGUCUGCAGGGUCUUCCUGGACCUUCCGGUCAAUCUGGUGAGAUGGGUCCUGCUGGUCCUUCUGGUCCCGCUGGUCCAAGAGGUCCCUCUGGUAGCGCUGGUUCUCCUGGUAAAGAUGGCACUAGUGGUCUGCCUGGUCCCAUUGGCCCACCUGGUCCUCGUGGACGUACUGGUGAAGUUGGCCCUGCUGGUCCUCCUGGACCUCCUGGACCUCCCGGUCCUCCUGGUGCACCUGGCGGUGGAUUCGACUUUGGCUUCGUUGCCCAACCUGCUCAAGAGAAGGCCCCUGAUCCAUUCCGUCACUACAGAGCUGAUGAUGCCAAUGUGAUGCGCGACCGCGAUCUGGAGGUUGACACCACCCUCAAGUCCCUGAGCCAGCAAAUUGAGAACAUCCGCAGCCCUGAAGGCACCAAGAAGAACCCUGCUCGCACCUGCCGUGACCUGAAGAUGUGCCACUCAGACUGGAAGAGCGGCGAGUACUGGAUUGAUCCUAACCAGGGAUGCAUUCUGGAUGCCAUCAAGGUCCACUGCAACAUGGAGACUGGCGAGACCUGCGUCUACCCAACCCAGAGCAACAUUCCUCUGAAGAACUGGUACACUAGCAAGAAUCCUAAGGACAAGAAACAUGUCUGGUUCUCCGAAGCAAUGAGCGACGGCUUCCAGUUCGAAUAUGGCAGCGAGGGCUCCAACCCAGCUGAUGUCAACAUCCAACUCACCUUCCUGCGUCUGAUGGCAACAGAGGCCUCCCAGAACAUCACCUACCACUGCAAGAACAGCAUUGCUUACAUGGAUGAGGAAGCUGGCAACCUGAAGAAGGCCCUGCUCCUGCAAGGCUCCAACGAGAUUGAGAUCCGAGCUGAAGGCAACAGCCGCUUCACAUACAGCGUUAGCGAGGAUACAUGCACAAGACACACUGGUGCUUGGGGCAAGACCGUCAUUGAUUACAAGACGACGAAGACCUCUCGUCUGCCAGUUAUUGACAUUGCACCUAUGGACGUUGGCGCACCUGAUCAGGAAUUUGGCUUCGAAGUUGGCCCUGUCUGCUUCUUGUAAAAAAAAAAGAGAAAAAGAAAUCUGGACUUGAAAUUGUUUUUUCUAGCAGUCAUCUCUCUAAACUCUUUUCUAUGCAUUAAAAAAAAAAAAACUUACAUUUCAUUUGACCGUCAGCGGUCCACUUGCUUAAACUAUGCACCUGAAGACGGGUGUGUGUUUUCUCCAGUUUUAAAAAAAAAAAAAAGCACAGUUUUGGGACCACUACUUUGAAACCACCAUCAUCAACGAUAUGGACACUUUAAAAUCAUUUGUUUCUCUGACAGCAAGAAAAUAAUAUAUAAAUUUGUAAAUUGUACAAUCCCCUGGAGAGUAAAAGAAUUUAAUUAAAACAGGUGACUCUUUUUGCCGUUUUCCUUUUUUUUUUUUCUACCACUGCGGAAGGACAAUGAAAAAUGUUAUGUACCGUUUUCAGGUGUUUAAUAAAUUUAAAAAAACAUA